CUUUCCAAACUGACACCAGUCACUCGGGGCUCCCGGAAAAGUCGACACUGAUGGCUUGGCCAGUUGCCAAUGCGUUCUCCCUGUAGCCAUCCAGAAAUUGCACAUCUCUCCAAGCUUCUAACACCAGCGGCCUCUCUGACUGUGGACAGUUUACAGAUGAAACUGUUGACAAGGACAUUGUCUGACCGGAAGACUAUCCUUUCCUCCGCUUGUUCCAGUGUUUCCCAGCGCCAGGAUCUAUGGAGAGCUCAGAGUGGAGCCGCAGGCGGCAGCAGCAGCAGUGAGCUAGCAGGUGCUGAAUGAGUGAACGGCCUCGGCAUGUGGGGCUGGGAGAGGCGGUCACUGCGGAGUGCACCCAGCAGCCAAUGCAGAAUUUCAGGAUGGUAGCAGUGAUGAGAGAGGCUGAUGAAGAAAGUCAAAAGCAAUGGAGAAUGCCACACCUGAACCAAUGUACGUUGAUGUGGACAAAGGUUUGACAUUGGCCUGCUUUGUUCUCCUGUGCCUCUUCCUGAUUAUGAUGAUUAUCCGCUGUGCCAAAGUGAUCAUGGACCCAUACAGUGCCAUCCCCACAUCGACCUGGGAGGAGCAGCAUCUGGAUGACUGAAUGCAACAUGGGCACAGGGGGCAAGUUUAAGAGAUUCCUCAUGCUGCCAUUAGAUAAAGAUGCCCAGUUUAACACGUCUGCUUGAGCAGACAGGACUCAUUACAAAUAUUGAACCUAAUCGUCAAAUCCUGUGAAAGUGUUUACUGGAAGUUGCAUGUGUAUAAGUGCCUCGGCAAAGAUUAUGUUUGUCUUAAAUGACCUUUUAUGUUUAUAUUGUACAGUUGCACUGGAUCAAUAGAACUGUAUAUCUUACACAUAUCAACAGUAGUCUUAGGGUAGCACAGGAUAAAUAUGAAUCAAUUAUCUGCUGUUAAAUAUAAAGACAUAUGACAAAGCCUCGGCCUAUGCCUGCUAAAUCCUAUGUCAUAAAAUCCCUAAUUCUCUAUAAGCAAUAUAUAGCAAUGGUAUCAGUUUGAAAGGCAUUGUGAAAAUCUCUGUUUUCUGAAAAUUGUUUACAAUUGCUGGUGCUUUCCUUGACUUAUAACCUUGCAACCUCUCAUUACGGCUUUAUUUGCUAAUGUCCUUUAAAAAUAACUCAAAGUUUGUGUUUACACCAGAUGACUUUUUGAUUGACCCGUUCCACAAUGGGGUACCCAGUGUAUUCUCACAGUUUGGCUCCGUUAAAUGGACCAGUGAUGGUAUGAUUAUUGUUUGUUCACACCCUGGACCAAAUCACUUCAACUGAGAGUAAUACACAUCUAUGUACUAACUGUCAGCUAUGCAUUCUUGGCCUUAAUGUUAGAUCUGCAAGGUUUCUGCCUCCUGACCCCAAUAGCAGCUUAUAGCCAAUGGUGAAACUGUAAGGAGGAGGAGCUAAUGGCUAUAUCCAUAUAUAACAAACUUAAAA
Messenger RNA from Rhincodon typus (whale shark), 1451 nucleotides. Its product is annotated as cortexin domain-containing 1. The transcript is spliced from 3 exons. The record is from RefSeq and is a predicted model, not a curated record. Bases 425 to 604 code for a protein of 59 amino acids. Lineage: Eukaryota; Metazoa; Chordata; Chondrichthyes; Orectolobiformes; Rhincodontidae.